CCUUCCCCGCCGGGCCGGGACCGCACCGGGGCCACCAUGGCUUCCAUCGGCAACUUCUUCCGACGGAGCCUGAGGCGCUCGGUCCGCAGAGAAGGAAAAGAGGAGGAUGGAAAGAAGGAAAACAACCCCUCACGGGUGCCGCAGGGGAAAGCAGGAGAGCGGAGCUCGGUCCUCUAUUCCGCUGGACAGUUUUUCUUUGAGUACCUGGUGGUGGUGUCGCUGAAGCCGGUGACAGAUGGACGUUAUGAACCCAAGAUAAGCUACCAGUUCCCAAAGCGCGAGAACUUGCUGAAGGGCCAGAAGGAGGAGGAGGAACGUCUCUUGAAAGCCAUCCCCCUCUUCUGCUUCCCCGAUGGCAACAACUGGGCCCCCGUCACUGAGUUCACCAGUGAAACCUUUUCUUUCGUCCUGACCAAUGUGGACGGCAGCAGGAAGAUCGGCUACUGCAGGCGGCUGCUGCCAUCUGGCCGUGGUGCCCGCCUCCCCGAGGUCUUCUGCAUCAUCAGCUGCCUGGGCUGCUUCGGGCUCUUCUCCAAGAUCCUGGACGAGGUGGAGAAGAGGCGCCAGAUCUCCAUGGCGGUGAUUUACCCCUUCAUGCAGGGCCUUCGGGAAUCGCCCUUCCCAGCUCCAGGGAAAACUGUCACCAUUAAAAGCUUCAUCCCCGAGUCGGGCACGGAGCUCAUCGAGCUGACGCGGCCCGUGGACGCCCACCUGGAGCACGUGGAGUUUCAGGCUCUGCUGCAGCGGCUCAGCCCCAACCUCAUCCUCCACAUCUUCGCCUCCGCCGUCUUGGAGCGGCGGCUCAUUUUCCUGGCAGAGGAGCUGAGCGUCCUGUCGCAGUGCAUCCACGCGGUGGCUGCUCUCCUCUACCCCUUCACCUGGGCUCACACCUACAUCCCCGUGGUCCCUGAAUGCCUGCUCGACACCGUCUGCUGCCCCACGCCCUUCAUGGUUGGCAUCCAGAUGCGGUACCUGGAGCGGGUCCUGGACCAGCCGAUGGAGGAGGCUCUGAUGGUUGACCUCUGCAAAGGGAAGAUCAUCCGGACGGUGGGCGAUGAGGAGGAGAUCUUGCCCAUCAAGCUGCAGAACGAGAUCCUGACGUCUCUGAACAGGCACAACAACAACAACAACGUGCACACAUCCGAGCAGGUGAACACGCUGGUCUCCGAUGCCUUCGUGCAAUUCUUCGUCCGAAUAGUUGGCCACUACUCCUCACACAUCAAAUGGAGCAAAAACGGCUCAGGCACCUUCCAGGAGCGAGCCUUCUGCAAAGCCAUCGCCUCCAAGACCAACCGCAAGUUCGUGAAGAAGUUUGUGAAGACGAACAUGUUUACCCUAUUUAUUGAGGAAGCAGAAAAGAGCAGGAUCCCACAGGAAGCCUAUUUCCAGCGGAAAAUAACAGAGUACCAUGAACAGAAGAAGCACCGAAGGGACUCCUGAAGCCCAGCCUGAGAAGGGGGCAGCAGGUCUGGGACCUGGCAGGACCCCAUUGGCAGCACCACGCUGCGCACACCCCUGUGCCCCAUCCGAGGGCAGAGCUCCCUGGACUCUGCUGGAUCUGCCCGACGGUUCCUACCCCUCACCAGAUGUCUGGGCAGCACCCAACGCCGGUUUCUGCCAUUUAUUUGUUCCUCAGGGUGUCAUUGCACUGGAAAACUCUUCUGCAAGGAGUUUCACAGCAAAACGGCUGCGGUUUCUUUGCUGGUCUCGCAGGAGGGACAAACUGUGGGUCCCGGGCCUUUGUCCCCAGCAGGGGCUCAGGCAGCGAGGGAGGGAGGGUGAGGAGCUGGCACAGGACAAGAAAAGGGUGUAGAGUAAUUGUUAGAGGGGGGAAAAAAAAAAAAAAGAGAGAUAUGAGUAGGAAAUAGUGUUAUUUGUAAUUAAAACAAAGCUAGGUUUAGCAAAUAAGUGACGUCCUAUUGAAUAAGUUUUCCGAGGUUUCUAUUAUUAACAACUGUUUCUCUUUAUUUUCUAUCAAGAUACGCUCAUUGUUAAACACCAGCAGGAACAGUUGUGGUGGACUUUAGUGGUUUCCUCUACAGCAGCUGUCUGCCCCGUUGGUACUAAUUAGAGGCAGGUUCAGCUCUUUAAGGAAACAAAAAUACUCUUUUCCAACAGGUUAUUUAUUUGUGCUGUAAGCAAACUGUGAAGGCCACAGGGCUGCUUUUUGUAGUAGAGAGAAAUGGCUGAUCCACAGCUUUGGGGCGGGAGGAAGUAUUUGUUAAAUCCAGUAGAAAAACAUGUCGACAUCCUCCUCG
Messenger RNA from Calidris pugnax (ruff), 2258 nucleotides. RefSeq names its product DENN/MADD domain containing 2D (gene DENND2D). Gene Ontology annotation, cellular component: nucleoplasm; cytosol. The transcript is spliced from 12 exons. The record is from RefSeq and is a predicted model, not a curated record. NCBI's taxonomy places the organism in Eukaryota, Metazoa, Chordata, Aves, Charadriiformes, Scolopacidae. Bases 37 to 1440 code for a protein of 467 amino acids.